CGAGACAUGAUAUUCUACCUGUGUUUCUUGCGAUAGUUGACGACCUACUGCGACUCGUAACUUCGCACUUGUUGUUUUCCCACUCGCUUUGUAAGAGCGGGACACUCAUGUAAGUGAUGAAUGAUAUUGAUCAUCACAGCUUCAUGAAGUAUUUUUCUAUAUACUGCGUCUUCCCUCCUACCCUACUGCAUUUCCUAGCACCAGAGUUUCUUCUACUCUAGCACUACCACCUGUCCCGAAUCAAGAGUACUAUCCAUAGCAUCCUCACCACAUCACCAUCACCUUCAUAUUUUGGGCUCUCGCUAUGCGCUUAAUCGACGUCAACACCCUCGAACUCAAGGAGUUUUUCAGCGAGAAGGCCCCGCCGUACGCCAUCUUAUCGCACACAUGGAAAGGCGGCACAGAGGUGACGUUCCAGGAGUGGGAGCGUGCCGCCACUGAUAGCACUGUCAAGCGCAAAGAGGGCUAUAUUAAGAUCGUGGAGGCAUGUCGCCGCGCACAGGCCGACGGUCUACAAUACCUCUGGUGUGAUACCAAUUGCAUCGACAAGAGUAGCUCUGCUGAGCUUAGUGAGGCUAUUAAUAGCAUGUUUGCUUGGUACCGUGACUCGAGCGUGUGUUAUGCGUACCUACACGAUGCCCAGGCGGAGACUGAUACGUUUGCUGAAAGUCGUUGGUUUACAAGAGGUUGGACGUUACAGGAGUUACUUGCGCCAAGCAAGGUUCUGUUCUUCGAUCAUGGUUGGACAAUGCUGGGGGAUAAGAGUGGCUUGGCUGAAGUAAUCUCGAGUAUCACCAGGAUUCACAUUGAUGCCUUGAGGGAUCGUUCAACAAUGCACAGUUACUCUAUUGCUCAGCGCAUGUCUUGGGCAGCCGAUCGUCAGACAACGCGCCCAGAGGACAUUGCAUACUGUCUUCUUGGUAUUUUCGAUAUCAAUAUGCCUUUGCUAUAUGGCGAGGGGUCGAAGGCCUUUACUAGGCUACAACGAGAAAUUAUUAAGGUUUCUGACGACCAAAGUAUCCUCGUAUGGGAUUUACGAGACCCCGAUGCUUCUUCUCUGACAAGCGCCUUAGCCUCAUCACCCAAUGAGUUUCAGCUCUGUGACUCAGUAGCUGGAUGUGUUGAAAUUGGGCACUUACCGUACUCGAUCACAAAUCUGGGUAUAUCCAUGAACCUUCCCGUUAUUGAAACACUCGUAGGGGGCGUAGUUCUAGCAGGACUAAACUGUGCCAAAGAGCUCCACCGAAAAGCAGUCCAUUCCAAAAUGCCAGAUGGAAUCAAAAUUUCUAGGCAAUUCCAAAUUUGGAUUCCUUUAUAUCGCUCAAGGAAUAACAUUUACUUUAGGGUACACUGUCCAUACUCUAAGUUAUUCCUCAGUAAUUCAUAUUCCAUUCUACGGCCGAUAAUACCCACGAAUUUAUUCUUGAGUUUAGACGUGUCUCAAGCCCCAAUCAUACAACACCUAGAAAGAGUUCCUUCUGUCUUACAACCAGCGUCACUCUCACACUCUGGAUCAUUGGUAAUGGUUGCGGGAGGGGAAACGAUACCUCGAAGUUGUUCCCUGAAAAAGGCAUACCCAUUAGGAGACAUUUCCAUCGCGCAAUUAAAACCUAAGGGUACUUCUACCGUCUCGCAUCAACUCAUAUCUAGUGGUGACCUCUCUGUACUUUUCUCGGUAUUUUGGGAUAUGCAUCGUUUACCGCAGAAAUGGUUACAUUCAACGAUGUUUCAACCACGACUUCGACCCACUAAUCAGAUAACUUCACAAGACUUUGCCCGUCUUUUUGGGGAAGACGAAUACGAGAAAAGUAUUCAGAAUUGCAGUAGCAUCGCUGAGAUGCAAUCACUUCAUACGAGAUUGCAGCAGAUGUACAAAACCCCGCUAAGCACAUAUGUGGAGGAAAAAAAGGAUCCUUUUAUAAACGUAGAUGAUCAACAUCUGCGGGAUUCAUUCGGGGAUAUUGAGCUGAUAGUCGAAGUUAUAUUUCGGGACAUACCGAAGUCUAUGGGCAGUCGACCUCCCCAGCUUUAGAGUAUAAUGAUACAAUAGGUGCUAAUUGAUUCUUAUAAAUGCCUAUAUAACACUACUCAUAUUCCUUCAAGCCUCUAGGAGUUUCGUAAUAUUAAUAGGACGUCCACCUAGACGUACUACACUCUUCAUCCACCUAUUUUGGCCACGUUGGCAGUCCUCUAACGACUAUAGGUUAUUAAUCAGAAGGCUGAGAACAUGAGAG
Daldinia vernicosa is the source of this 2234-nucleotide messenger RNA. RefSeq names its product HET-domain-containing protein. The record is from RefSeq and is a predicted model, not a curated record. Bases 305 to 2032 code for a protein of 575 amino acids. The transcript has a single exon. Lineage: Eukaryota; Fungi; Ascomycota; Sordariomycetes; Xylariales; Hypoxylaceae.